AUGCUGGACGGGUUGAAGAGCCCUUCGCAUUCUCUAUUACUGAUAGAAGGUGGUGAUGAAAAUUUCCAUGGGCCCUCCCAGCUGCGGCCAGAACCUUGUGGCUGGACCUACGAGAUUGAUCUUGAUCGCAAUAUCUUCCAUGUGUGCGGCAUGCCUUUUUUCUCCUUGGAAUGUCUCCCAGAUGACGCCGUUUUUCUCCAAUACAUCUCCGAUGAUGGCAUCACUGCAGAUCAUUACGGCCACGCAGCUUGCCCGUUAGAAUGUCCCCCGGAGAACAGAUACAAAAAACCAACACCGCCAAUUGUCCACAAUUCUGAACUCGAGACGUACCAGUCUUUGAUGUGCACCGGAUCUCAAGUGGCUCUGAGUGAUCUGCUCGCCGUCAGUGACGGCCUUUCUCAAGACGAGCACGUUCGGGUCACAUUGCUAGAAGUCAUGAUUGGGCAGUGCAUGUUUAGCUCAGCCAUUGGCAGGGAAAUCUACGAAAUAGAGCUUUUAAACGACCACAACCAGAUCACGGACGAUCAAUGGUCAAUUGCAUGCUUCAUGGCCAGCAUUACAUUUAUUCCUCAGAUGUUCGACGACAUACAGUGCAUUUACCAUUGCAAGCUGAAAAGAAAGGAGUUCACGUGGGUUCGCGAAGACACUGUUGUCUACAUCGCAACACAUCUAUAUGACGAGCGAUGCCUACAGGCUUCUGUGUCACGUCUGAUCAACGUGAUCUUGGAGCAGACGAAUCAUUCUGGUCAUUACUUUGGAAUCGCGUUUUCUGUCUUCCAUUGUGCAGUCGUCAAAGUCGUCAAAAACGCACACACGAUGUCAUUCAGCCACACGAGCGCCCUCCAAUUUUUACCAUCAUUCUACGCUGAUUCACCUUCAACGCCAGGCAUCACUGCUCUCGCUCGCCUUGGAUAUCGCAUCGACCCCGCACUUUUUCGGCGUGCUUUGGAGGCUUGUCAUUAUGUGCGGUACAGUGGCAUUUACCUGAAGGAAUCCCUCGUUCAGAGAGCUGAUAGAAGUGACGAUAUGCCACCCACCACCAUCUGUCCAACGCUGCCUCUUGAACUUUGGCGAGAGAUCGCCUGUUAUCUCACUCAUCCCUUUCACCUCAUCGUCCUCGGAUUGGUCUCAAGACUGUGCCGUCAAGCAGUCUCGAUGGUACUCCGCUGUACCCACCUCUGUGGCUAUCGCCUGGUCUCCGCUCCCCAAGAGAGACCAGAGUAUAGGAAGGAAAACCUCUCGCUACGGGCAGCAUCUUUUUCCGCUGUACGAAACGGCAUUCCUACUACGGUGGAUGUUGGAGUGACUGGGAUGCUUAACGAUCGACUACCAGAGCAGCGCAUGAUUAUUCCCCUCGAAAUCAAAGAUUCCUAUUUUCAUCUUACCCUUUCAGCCGAUCCUUGA
Molecule: messenger RNA, 1404 nt
Organism: Suillus plorans
Lineage: Eukaryota; Fungi; Basidiomycota; Agaricomycetes; Boletales; Suillaceae
Exons: 1
Coding region: 1-1404 (467 amino acids)
Source: RefSeq, a predicted model, not a curated record